Molecule: messenger RNA, 1563 nt
Organism: Symsagittifera roscoffensis
Lineage: Eukaryota; Metazoa; Xenacoelomorpha; Acoela; Convolutidae
Product: target of EGR1 protein 1-like
Exons: 4
Coding region: 68-1423 (451 amino acids)
Biological process (GO): snRNA 3'-end processing
Cellular component (GO): cytoplasm; Cajal body
Molecular function (GO): snRNA binding; 3'-5'-RNA exonuclease activity; metal ion binding
Source: RefSeq, a predicted model, not a curated record
AUUGUUGUGAUAAACUUAUUAAAUAGAUCUAGUUAUGCAAUUCGAUCUGAAUGAUUGAUUGGUAAAAAUGGAUAAUUACAACUUCAAUGUGCCAAUAGUGGAUUUGAACGUGAACAAUUUCAAUGUGAAAAGUUACCGCUCAUUACUUGAGGUUAUCAACAAUGCUUCAUUCUGCUCUAUUGAUUUUGAACUUAGUGGAUUGGGUUUGGGUCAAAGUUCAAGAACUGCGACGGUGCAGGAGCGAUACGAAGACGUGAGACAUGCUGCCCAGACGAGAUCUAUUGUCAGUUUGGGCGUAUCUUUCUUCCUCUACAACCCAAAACAACAGAAAGAAAAAUGUCUCCCGUUUGAUGUCUACGUGUUUGACGCUAAAACACUCUGCAAUGAAAACUUCAUAAUUGAGCCGAAAGCUGCCAAAUUUCUCAUUAAACAUGGCUUUGACUUCAACCAAUUAUUCCAAAUAGGAUUGCCCUACAGUCUAGACGAAAGAGAUGAGCUAAAUGUAACUAAAUACGUGAGCCAACUUAAACCAGAGAACUUGUCUAUUCGCUUGGUAAUUCUUCAGAUUAUUCGACACAAAUUACCGAUUGUAUUUCACAAUGGCUUUUGCGACUUGGUUUUUAUGUACCAUCAUUUUUACCAAGAUUUGCCCGAAAAAGCGGACGUGUUUCAGCAGGAUGUGAAUGAUUUGUUUCGAGGAGGUGUUUACGAUACAAAAUAUAUAUCUUUCGACGCUGAAGAUUUAUCUUGUAGUUAUUUAAGUUAUAUUUUCAAGAAAAUUCAGAGAAACGAUGCAAUAAACAAGGCAAAUAAACUUAAAAAUGUCGUGAUAUCCUUCCCUAAAUUUGACAGCAUAGAACCGACUAUUAACGUGCCUUGCAAGUUGGGUAAAAAAUUCCACAGUCUGUUAAACGGAGUUGACAUUUCACUGCAACCUGGGUUUGCGAUUUGUGAGAAAUUUGCUCAGAGUGGCUAUUGUUUGAUUGGGAGUGAGUGUUCGUAUAGUCAUAAUGUGGAUGAUAUCCUAGACGCGGAAUAUUAUUACACACAUCAAAGAGCGCAAAAACGAAUAAAACUUGACAAAAACUCGAGUUUCGGAGCGAGUGUUGAGAAAAGUUCGCAAGAUGAAAAAACACAGAAUGAUACGAAUUGUUCGUUUGGACAUCGAGCUGGUUUUGAUUCGUUUAUUACCGGAUAUUGUUUUGCUUAUUUUCUUCUAGCGCGUGAAAAACCGAGUUCGUCGCAUGAGUUGUGUGAUACACGUGAAGACUUUCUUCAGGCGAAUUUUAAUAUUGAGCAUAUGAGAAAUAGAUUGGCUCUGGUCAAAAAGACACACCCUUUUUGCCUUAUGAAGAGCAACUUCGUGAAAAAGUCGACGGAACAUUUGAAAAAAUCUGAAAUUUUAUUUGGGCCAAUAAAAUGAAGCUCAAACGAAUAAACGUUAAGCAUUCAUUCGGUGCUUUUCAUGAUAAAAACUGAUAAAAUUUUUAGUUUGUUGCUUGUUCAACUGAAAGUUGUUGUUGUUACUUAUUUAAUAUUUGCUGAAAUAAAUUUGGUACAAUA